This is a messenger RNA of Striga hermonthica, 303 nucleotides long. Lineage: Eukaryota; Viridiplantae; Streptophyta; Magnoliopsida; Lamiales; Orobanchaceae. The record is from the annotation of a GenBank genome assembly.
AUGGAGGGGAUCUCCACCGCCGUGUACAGGGGAAUCAGAGGAUACUGGCGGCGGAAAGGCUACGAGCGGCUGACCGGCGGCCGGAAACGGAAGGUCCGCGUGGUCCGGCUGGCCUCCGACGGCGGCGACGGACCCGCGAGGCGGCGGCGCUUCUGGCGGAUCAAGCUGUCGCCGCGGUUGAGGCUGAGUGAGUACGACGAGCGAAUGAUCGUCGAGAUCUACAAGUCUAUUGUGGUGGCGCAGGGGCAGCUUGUGCCCCGGGACGCCGCCUGGGUCGGAUCCGAAAUUACCUGCCGGCGGUAA